GGCCUCUCGGGCCCCGCCGCGCUGCUGGGCUCCCCCGGCGCCGGGCCCGGCGGCUGCAGAAAGAUGGUGGUGUCGGCCGAGAUGUGCUGCUUCUGCUUCGACGUGCUCUACUGUCACCUCUACGGCUACCAGCCCCCGCGGAGCCCCCGCUUCACCAACGACCCCUACCCGCUCUUCGUAACGUGGAAGAUUGGUCGAGAUAAAAGGUUGCGUGGAUGUAUAGGUACCUUUUCUGCCAUGAACCUGCAUUCAGGCCUCAGGGAGUACACACUUACUAGUGCCCUUAAAGAUAGCAGAUUUCCCCCAAUGACGAGGGAUGAACUGCCACGGCUUUUCUGCUCAGUGUCUCUACUUACUAAUUUUGAAGAUGUCUGUGAUUAUUUGGAUUGGGAGGUGGGUGUACAUGGCAUUAGAAUAGAAUUCAUCAAUGAAAAAGGAUCAAAACGCACAGCCACCUACUUACCUGAGGUUGCAAAGGAGCAAGGCUGGGACCAUAUUCAGACUAUAGAUUCCUUAUUGAGGAAAGGAGGUUAUAAGGCUCCAAUCACAAACGAUUUCAGGAAAACAAUAAAACUGACCAGGUAUCGUAGUGAGAAGAUGACUGUGAGCUACACAGAAUACCUUGCCCACCGGCAGCAUCACCACUUCCAAAAUGGCAUCGGGCACACCCUCCCCCCCUACAACCAUUAUUCCUGACACUGAGCCGUAUGACCAGUCUCUGGACUUUUCUGCAAGCCUCUUCCCAGGAGAACCCCCUCCUUCUUGGUCUAGCUAUCUCUAUUACUGUACCAUUUUAUGAUGAUAAUUUCCGUUGCCAUGUUGACGCUUCUCCACCGCAGGUUAAGCUCGCCAUGGCAACGGGUGGAAACGCUGCAUCAUUACAAAGAACCCCUUUUCUCCUCUCCCCCCCCCCUCUUUUUUUUUAAUGAGUCACUGGGCUGGCUGGGUUUUCUUUUCUUUUUGUUAUAACAACAAAAAAACAGGUUCUCUUUUUUAAUAGUAACAUUUUAAAGUUCUUCAUUUAUCACUCAAUUGUAUCGAUUACCUUUUCUGUGAAACUGUUGAUGGAAGGAAAGAAUGCGAACGUGUCAGGGUAGAGAAGAAUGAAAUACAGUAGUCUGCUCUUAAAAUCAUAAAAUCAGAAACAAGAUAAAGAUUGCCUUGAAUAGGAUGAGUUCUUUAGCAGUUCCCAUGAUAAAAAUGGUUAGACUACGCGAACCUCUGAUUCCUGGUCUGGUUGGCCCAGGCAAAUAUCAGUGAUAAGCUGAAUUAAUUAUGAUGUGAAACAGAUUGUGCUUUUGGUUUGUACCAGGGGUGUCCAACCUUAGCAACUCCUGGAAUUCCCCAGCCAGCAUGGACUUCAGCUCCCAAUUAUUCUCCAGACAGCAUGGGUGGCUGGGAAUUCUGGGAGUUGAAGUCCACAAGUCUUAAAAUCACCAAGGUUGGACACCCCUGGUUUAGACAGACCCAGAUUGAAGUCCUGGUUCAAAUCCUUUCAAAUUGCCAAUUCAAAUCACUGGAACUAAAAAUUGACAGAUAAAUAGUCUCCCCACUCCUGGUUCUAAAAUCUGUCUUUGGGUGGAUGGUAUGAUCUGCCAAGCAGCACCAAUCAGAGUCUCUCCAAGAUUCUCUUUCACCUCUCCAGUGUUUCUUGUGGAGUCUAAUCAGGAGGAUUAGCUUGAAGAAACUGCUGUGUUAGGAAGUCAACAAAUUUGGAUAUUAGUGCCUUAGGGGAAACAAGUUUUGGGGAGGAAGGCAAGGCUGCAGAAGCACAAGAGGAGUUAUACCUAUUCCAAAUUCCAAACUUUCCACGCAGGUGAAAAAUAUUCUUUGGAGAGAAGGAUACAAUUUUUGCCUCUGACCUUACAAGGCUUGCCCCUGUACAAAUUAGCCGUUCUUGAUGGCACAAUUUUUGGUGCUUUUGUUAAUGAAAUGAAAACCAAAGUAGGUGCACUGAAAUAGAGAAAGAAAAAAGAAAAGCCCAGUGGUUUUUAGAAAAAUCCUAAUGGUUAGUAAUUUUAAAUUAAAAAUGUAAUAGCAGUUACCUUUUUUAUGAAGCUGCAAUGCAGUGCUAGAAGUAUUUUUGGAUAGUAGGUCUAGGAAAUUGUACCAAGUUUUGCAGAAUCGGAAUUGUUACCAUCUCAGGGUGGAAGUAGCAGAGGCAGCUCAUCCUAACUCCUAACUCACUGAGUUCUCAUUUCAGGCGGUUCCUGAACUCAUACAAACUUUAAUGAAAUAGAUCUCAGAGCUCUAUUUCAGUGAUCCUUCUUGAGAAUUAGAAAAACAUCUUGGAGGAAGCAGAUCCCCCCCCCAAUUUCACUCCAUUUAGGGAUGCGACCUUCAUAGACAUAGACUACCAUAAUAAGAGACAGGAAGCCGUAUCACAGGCCCUGAAGGUUGAAAGAGUUGACUAUGAUCCCAGAUGGGGAAGUAAGGAGAAAGCCAUUUCAUCACAGUCUUUCCUUCGAUCCACAGUAUUUGAACGUCUGGAUACUAACUUUCUGUUUUGAUGCCUUAAUCUUCAAAUAAGCAAAAAUCCUGAAAAAAGUAAAAAAGGGCAAUGGACGAGGAAAAGAACCCAUUGGAGCUUCGGUUUGAAGUUCUGGGGUGUCUUUCCCUAUCAGGAGGGUGGAGAGGGGGGUUCAUUUUUUAUGUGAAAAGUAUUGUCGAUUGCUGUCUAAUUGCAACUUUCCCUGUUUUGCCUUGAAAGGGAAACUUGAGCACAAGUUAAAGCAAAAUUUCUCUGCUGCAAGCAUUUGGAAUAUCUACCAUGGCAUACACACACACACACCCACAGAGCCAUCUUUCUCAUUACAGUUCAUGCUUCUGGGUGAGCUCAAUGUUAAGUUUUUUUUUUUUUUAAGAAAAGAAAAGUCUAUUAUAUAUAUAUAUAUUAAAUAUAUAUAUGUGUAUUUAAAGGUGCUAAUCAUCUUAAGCAGGUCACGUGACUGGUCAUGCGGACUCUAAAAUCAUAUCAGAUUUUUUUAGGAAAAAAAAUCCUCAAUAUAUGCAGAUGUUAUACAGAAUUUCUUACCAGUGUAAUAAUGAUAUACUGAUUUAAAUAAAAAUAAUCCUGCAGGGUUUGAAGGAAGAGGUCAGCAAUACUUCCCACCAUGGCUUGGAGGAGGAACAAAAAAACAAAACAAAAAGGAUCAUCUUGUCAGCAUAAUGCACAAUAUUUUUUAUUUUCUCUUGUUUUGGGUGUCUCGCUAUUGCUUUGGGAACUUAAUCAAAAACAACAGCUGUCAUUCAAAGGACUGAACAAACUGGAAAGGUGUGCUUUAAAAAAAAAAAGAAAACCAAAAAAAAACCUCCAGACUCUUUUGAACCUGUUGUAAAUCUAUAUGUUUGUUUUGAGAGUUAUUCCUGGAAUCUUGCAAGGCUGGCGAGAUGUCUCAGCAAAAACCUGACGUAUGGGUGGCGAUCCGUGGGCUUCAGUGGCCUGUGGGCUUUGUUUUUUCCUGGUUGUUUCUUGGGUCAGGGAAGGGCUGGCCAUGCAACUGGACUGCUGUUCUUGACGGCAGGGCUCUGCAACCGUGGCAACUUUAAGACUCGUGUGGACUUAAACUUCCAGAAUUCCUCAACCAGCCUGGUUGAGGCUGAGGAAUUCUGGCAGCUGAAGUCCACAAGUUGUAAAGUUGCCACGGUUGCAGAGGCCUGGCUUACUAAACUGCCCCAAUCGUGCUGCCCUCCUUAGGUGUUUCCCUCAGACCCCAAAUAGCUUUUGCGGUCCCUCCUUAGUCUGCAAAGCCGUGUCCAUUUCCAACCUGGGGUUUUUUUGGUCAGUGAGCCAUAGGUCGGUCUUGUUCAGGCGGCGUUUCUUGCCUUAUUUCAUUCCAAAAAAUAAAUCUAAAAGGCAGUUUAGUUUUAGCUUUAAAUGUUUUCUUUCAUACACCUGUGUGGUGAAGGACAGUUUGGGAACAAAUGUCCAGCUGAAGCUAAGAGAGAGGAGAUGGUGGGACCACCAUUAUAUCCAGGAGAGAAGCGGGUGCAUUGCACCAUCUUUGUUCUGGGGUUGGACACAAACCCCGCAAGGAAAGAUGCCUCCUUCCUGUGCUGAUGCGCCAUCAGCUGGAAGCACCUGGCCCACCCACCCACCCACACCCACCCCAUUUCACGUUGAUGAUCUCAACCUCUUGAUGUGUCUUCAACUUGUUCUGGAUUCUUGAAACUGUCUGGAGUAGCCGAAAUUUUUGUGUGUUGGACUGAACCAAAGACACCUCCAGCUGAGCCUCAAUGCUGCUUCUUAAAAUGUCUGCCUUCCGAUCCUUCAAAGUCUCUGCAGGAUGCAAAUGGGUUAACUUUUUUAUUUUUGUACAGUUUCUAACUGAUUUUUGCUAGUAAUGUUAAUUAAGUUUGAGGAACCGCUGAGGCUCCUCUGAUGAAAUUAAACUGGUGACUUUUAUGUUUAAAUAAAAUAAUAUAGAAACCCGACAUGUGCCUCUCAGAUUCUAAGGGUUUCUGGUUACACUUCUUAAGACCAGCAAUGAUUCUUUAUAUACAAAGAUAUGUUUUUUCCUUGUUUUUUAUUAUUACUGUUUCAGAAAGAAAGAAAUAAACUUCCUUCUGCUCUGAAGCCAGUGGUCACACUGGUACAUAAAUGCACUGAGUUAAAAAGAAAAAAAACUUUUGUAACAACUUAUGACUGUUUUUGUAUAUCAAAGCUGAUUCUUUCCAAAAGAUUUGGAUCUAGUUUCUAAGUUAUUUUAGUGUUUUAUAUGUUACAAGAAUUAAUUGUUCACCAGCAUAAUAACUAGUUAUCUUCAAUGGAAAAAGUGGCAUAGGUGGGCUACCUGGAGUAGCUCAAGCCCCUCCCCCUUUUCCUUUGACUAUUGAUUACAAUAUUAUCACAGGUUACCACAAACUUCCUUCCAUUAAGACUCGAUUCUUAUUUCCAUGUUUAUUUGCUAUUAGUGUGAAGAAACUGUUGAUUAAAAAAAACGGGCAUUUUAUAAGUAUGGCUUAAAGAUAAAAAUGAGGAAAAAGUUUAAAAAAAACUACUUUAGAAGGUAAUUUGUGGGUCUGUGAGAUAUGGCUGUGGAAAGAUAUUGUAGUAGUUUUAACACUAUUGUUAUUACCUUUUAAAUCAUUUACCCAAUAAAAUGAGGAAAAAU
Pseudonaja textilis is the source of this 5114-nucleotide messenger RNA. It is a transcript of the gene AMMECR1, whose product is annotated as AMMECR nuclear protein 1. The record is from RefSeq and is a predicted model, not a curated record. Gene Ontology annotation, cellular component: nucleus. Lineage: Eukaryota; Metazoa; Chordata; Lepidosauria; Squamata; Elapidae.